AUGUCACCACUACUCAAAGACUACUUGCACAGGCGGGUCCUGGUAAUCACAACAGCUGGUGAUUGUAUAGUGGCUACUUUAGAAGGAUUUGAUAAGAAUACGAACGUUGUUAUAAGUGAUGUUGUAGAUAGAUGUACGCUGAGGCCAAUGGCGAUGGCUCAGGCAGUUCGUGGUAGUGAAAUAGUAGCUAUGGGACCUAUAGAUGAUGCACCAACUGGUACUGUUGAUCCACUCAAGGAUACAAAGAAUAAGAUCCCUAAUGAGCAUCUGAUAUGGGAGAAAGUCGGUCAAAGAAAGUUGUAUAGACAUUAA
This is a messenger RNA of Zygosaccharomyces rouxii, 312 nucleotides long. It is a transcript of the gene LSM8, whose product is annotated as U4/U6-U5 snRNP complex subunit LSM8. The coding region runs from base 1 to 312 and encodes 103 amino acids. Gene Ontology annotation, biological process: mRNA splicing, via spliceosome. Gene Ontology annotation, cellular component: U6 snRNP; U4/U6 x U5 tri-snRNP complex. The record is from RefSeq and is a predicted model, not a curated record. The transcript has a single exon. Lineage: Eukaryota; Fungi; Ascomycota; Saccharomycetes; Saccharomycetales; Saccharomycetaceae. Gene Ontology annotation, molecular function: RNA binding.